GUUUGAGUCUUUCACAGCUGAACAUGAAUCCUCUCUGUGAACGCAGUUGAGAAUAUCUGAUUUUAGGAAGAUGGACCGGAGGCUUCCGAGGAGGCGAUGGACGUUGGCAGGGCAGGUUGUUUGUCUGUUCUUGUGUGCGUGCGCACUGGACCGGGUUUUGGCGCAGAUUCGCUAUUCAAUUCCCGAGGAGUUGGAGCACGGGGCUUUCGUUGGAAAUAUAGCAGAGGACUUGGGUUUGGACGUGGCCAAAUUGUCUUCCCGGAGAUUCCGGAUUGUUUCUGGGGCAAGAAAACAAUAUUUAGAGGUGAAUUUGGAGAACGGGAUUUUGUUUGUGAAUGAGAAGAUUGACAGAGAGGAGCUCUGUGAACAAAGUCCCGUUUGUUUCUUGCACUUGCAGGUGGUUAUUGAGAACCCGUUGGAACUGUACAGGGUAGAGGUGGAGAUCUUGGAUGUGAAUGAUAACGCUCCCAGUUUUCCGUGGAGCGAGUUUAAUCUGGAGAUCACGGAGUCUGCUGCGCCUGGCUCCCGGUUCCCUCUCGAGAGCGCGCAGGAUCUUGACGUGGGCUCAAACUCUCUCCGCUCGUACUUACUGAGCGCCAAUCAACACUUCCUGCUGGACAUUCAGACCCGUAACGAUGGCAGCAAGUUCGCCGAACUCGUUCUGCAGUCUCCAUUGGACCGGGAGCAGCAGAAGACGCACGAGAUGGUGCUCACGGCCGUGGACGGUGGUUCCCCGUUGCGCUCUGGCACGGCUCAGAUCAUGGUAACUGUGCUGGACGCGAAUGACAACGUACCCGUGUUCGACCGCUCCGUAUACCGGGUCAGCUUGGUGGAGAACGCACCGAGGGGGACGCUUGUGCUCAAACUGAACGCCACGGACCUGGACGAAGGCGCAAACGGCGAUAUCACCUAUUCGUUCAGUGGGCACGCGCCUCUGAAGGUGCGGGAGUUGUUUAGCGUGGACUCUCACUCGGGUGAGAUUCGGGUGAAGGGAAUCGUGGACUAUGAGAGGGCCAGCGUGUACGAGCUCUACGUGCAGGCGAAAGACAAGGGUCCCUCCGCCGUGGCCGUGCACUGUAAAGUGCUGGUUGAUAUUCUGGACGUGAACGACAAUGCGCCUGAGGUCAUAUUAACCUCUGUGUCAACACCUGUUCAGGAGGACGCGCCGCCGGGCACAGUGAUAGCUGUGAUCAGCGUAAUGGACCGCGACUCCGGAGAGAACGGAGCUGUGGAUUGCCAGAUCCCCGGAAAUGUGCCGUUCCAGCUGCACUCCUCUUUUAAAAACUAUUACACACUUGUGACUAGCGAGUUUCUCGACAGAGAGUCUGUCUCGGAGUAUAACAUCACCCUCACGGCUCGCGAUCUGGGCUCGCCGCCGCUGUCCACCAGAAAGACGAUUCUGGUUCAAGUGUCUGACAUUAACGACAACCCGCCGCGCUUCAUUCAGCCCUCAUACACUGUGUAUGUGACCGAAAAUAACGCCCCGGGCGCUUCCAUUUGCUCGGUGACCGCAUUCGAUCCGGACUCUAAUCAGAACGCGUAUUUGUCCUACUCCAUCCUGGAGGGUCAAAUUCAGGGCAUGCCCGUGUCAACUUAUGUCUCCAUCAAUUCCGAUAACGGCAACAUCUACGCGCUGCGCUCUUUCGAUUACGAGCAGCUCCGGAACUUUCAGAUCCGCGUGCAGGCGCAGGACGCCGGUUUCCCGCCGCUCAGCAGCAACGUGACCGUCAAUGUUUUUGUUCUGGAUCAGAACGACAACGCACCGGUCAUCCUGUCACCACUGCCGAGAAACGGCACCGUGGCCACUGAGAUGGUGCCCAGAUCGGUGGAUGCUGGAUACCUUGUGGCUAAAAUCACGGCACUCGACGCGGACGCGGGGCAAAACUCUCGCCUGUCAUAUCAGGUGCUGCAGGCGACAGAUCCCGGGCUGUUCAGCGUGGCUCUGUACACCGGGGAGAUCCGGACGAUCCGCCGCUUCGUGGACAAAGAUGCCAUUAGGCAAAGACUCGUCAUACUCGUCAAGGACAACGGGCAGCCGCCGCUCUCGGCCACCGUGACCAUCAUUCUCUCGGUGGUGGACAGCGUGCCGGAGUCGCUGUCAGAUUUCGGUGACCUCUCGCUCAGCCCUCAGCCCCCGUCUAACCUCGCGCUCUAUUUAAUCGUGUCACUGAGCACCGUCUCGCUCAUCUUCCUCGUGGCCAUCAUCGUUUUGGCGGCCGUGAAAUGCUAUAAGGACCACGACUCCCUCGGCGGCUACGCGCUGUCCUCGCUCGGUGCCGCGUGCUGCAGCUUCGAACCGGAGCCGCCCGCCGAGGUGUUCAAAAAGUCCAAUCUCAACCUGCAGAUCUCCACCGGCGCCAAAGUGCCCACGAACUGCGUGGAGGUAAACAGCAAUCCUGGAAAUCUCUCUCAAGCGUACUGUUACAAAGUGUGUUUAACGCCCGAAUCUGCAAAGAGCGACUUUAUGUUUCUCAAGCCUUGCAGUCCCGGCACACCGAGAAAUAACGCGGCGAGAGGAGCGGAUAACCUGGCGCUGAGCUCACAGAGCCGCUGCUCAUCCGUGAACAACGGGGCGACUACACCGAACGAGCUGAAACAAGCAAACACUGACUGGGCCCUCACCAAAAAUCAAACCUCCUCUCUGAAAAGUUGUAACUCUGUGAACAUGGAUGGCACUCUGAUGCGUAAAGCCAUGCAGGCCGAACCAGAGAAUUAUGUGGGUCAAAUGGCUGCCGGACAGUACUGGACCUGGGGAACACGCUCCAAAGAGUACCGGAUGCAUUCUCCAGCAGGUGGGGUUUCUCAGAGGGCAUGGACGCCUCACUACACCCCCCCACACAACCCCCCCCAUCACCAGCAGCACCAGCAGCAGCAGCAGCAGCCCGCGGCACAGACCCACACGCACCCGCACCCUCCGCCGGACUACCAGCACAACGUCUACAUCCCCGGGACACCCUCCGGCUUCUGCACCCUGAGGCCCGUCUACCGCAGCGAGCUCGACCUCCACAACUCAUUCUCCACCUUCGGCAAGAAACGCAGGUUCAUCUCUCCCAGCAGCUAUGACCCGUGUGACGACACGGGGGCGGAUGUCAUCAACAAUGACUUAUACAACGAAUAAAACAAGAAAAAGGACAAAAAGAGUGACUUAUUAUUACCAAAGCAUAUAGCACUCAUCAUGUAGUCUCCGCCUCAGAU
Molecule: messenger RNA, 3195 nt
Organism: Rhinichthys klamathensis goyatoka
Lineage: Eukaryota; Metazoa; Chordata; Actinopteri; Cypriniformes; Leuciscidae
Exons: 4
Coding region: 71-3118 (1015 amino acids)
Biological process (GO): homophilic cell-cell adhesion
Cellular component (GO): plasma membrane
Molecular function (GO): calcium ion binding
Source: RefSeq, a predicted model, not a curated record